Messenger RNA from Pocillopora damicornis (cauliflower coral), 2543 nucleotides. RefSeq lists its product as uncharacterized. The record is from RefSeq and is a predicted model, not a curated record. NCBI's taxonomy places the organism in Eukaryota, Metazoa, Cnidaria, Anthozoa, Scleractinia, Pocilloporidae.
AGAUGGCAAAUAGAAACCUUGCAAACGCCCUGAAUUUAAAUACUUGGAUAAUGAACAGAGCACGAUUCAACUUUGAUAAAACCUUCCAUUUCUGAGUAUUCCUACUAAAGGUUUUUUUUCUGACGAUGUCAGUAGGGUUAGAUUCAAGAUGGGGGAUGACUGGUACCCGCUCCAUAAGAGUCAAACACCAGAAAUGUGAUGUUUAAUUCAUUGACAAUAACUCCUAAAGCAAUCUGUGAUCACUGAAAUUUUGCAAGAAAAACCAAAGGAAAGAAGCACCGUUUAAAAAAUCCGAUGAUCUAGUGGCAGAAAAAGAGUUUUAUUCAUUAAGAUACAUAAUGAAAUUGGGCUAUGCAUGGAUUCUGUGGUUGGCUUUGGAAAUUGCUGUCCUUGUAAACGCAGACUUGUCUUCAGACUCGUCCAAAAGAGAUGAUUUACUGGGUCUUGAUUUAGGACUGGGAGGUGAUCUCUUUCAUUCAAACUUCGGAAGUGAUCUUCUGAAGGAAAACGUAAAACAAGAUGACGCACAUUUGAGAGCGGCGUUUCCUGUAAUGGAUGCCUUCAAGGAACACACGCUACUGUCGGCAGAUGAUCUGAAAGAAAAAGUCGAGAAUAGUUACUCAGAUAAAGAUGGAAUCCGUGAGGCGGUUGACGAAGCUUUGAUGAAGCUUCAUAAGAAGAAAGAAGAAGCGGCGGCUGAUGCCAAAGUUUCGCACGUGCCACACAAAACUCAUGUUGUAACAGCUAAAGAACUAAUAGACGAGGUGGUGAAGCAGGAGAUCGCAAACCAUAUAGACCCCAGCACUGCCACCUCUGACGUUCCGAAAGAUGUUAUUGAUAACGACGAGUUGAAAAGAAAACUGCAUCAAAAGCUGGAAGAAAUCACAAGGAUUGAGACGAAGUUGUUUUCUCUGAUUCGUGAUGUGAAAGGGUUUUUGUUGACAAAGAAGUCUGAAGAGGGGGCUGGCAGAGAUGACAUCGAUAACGUUUCGUUUGACACUUUAGUUUCAAAACGUAGCGAAAUUCCAUUCAACAUCAAUCGAUUCCGUGAUAACACAAGUUUGGUGGAGGACUUUAUCCGUGAUGCUCUGAAAGACGACUUCACCAUUAAUCACAGUGCUCUCGGUGAUAUAGAGAAUGAAUCAGGGGACAACAGCGACGCUAAACAAGGGGAUGCCAGAGAUUUGCUGGGGAAAGAAGAGACAGAAAAGGCGUUGCUUAAAGAGGCAAUCCCUGGGGAGAUCGAAGACAUCCCUAUGUCGAGUUUAGAGCGGGAAAUUGACGAAAACGACUCGGUUGCUAGUGAUCAUGGGAUUACUCGUGACGCUCUUGUGGAAUCUCCGCUGUCAGAUUUGGAUUAUAAGAAAGUUACUGGCAAGAGAUCCCGGCAUUUUGUUUCGUAGAGAUGGAAACGACUGCAACAACAUCUUCGCCACAAUCUGUCACUUACUCUAAAGAGAAUUUACUAUAUGCGUAUCCCUUGGAAGGUUGUGUAAGACUUCCGAUCUCAACGGGUCAGUGAUGGCGGGAUUUGAAGAGUCGCUUCAGAAGUUGUAUCUGUACCUCAAGUAGGUUCAUUACCUGAUUACCACACUAAACAGGGUAAAAAGGGAAAAGAAUUUAAAAGGCGUUGCACUUUGUUGAAAGAGAACAGAUUAGCCUCGAGACUCCAUGCCCACUUAAUUAACAAUUGUGUUUGAAAGGGGCUCAACCCUCCGAAGAGAUACGUUGUAACAAUUUUUGUAGUGUUAUUGCUAAAUUUAUAAUGCAAGGCUAAGCAAGGUGGUGUGUGUGUAAGUGUGUGAGUGUUGGGGAAGAGGAUGGGAGGGGAGGGAGGAGAGUCUGACCUGGAAGGUCUUACUUUGAAAAUGUAGUUAAUCAUUACGACAUAGGAUCCUAAAAUAACAAUAAAUUUAAUGAAGGCGCUGGUGUCGAAUUCUUUUCCCCUUUCGUUCGGUGUAUGCUCUUGCAAUUUGAGAUAGAAAUCUGCUUAAAAAUGCCAGUAAGGUUUCGUGAGAUUAUUUUCACGGUUUGGACCAUGUAAAGAGGGUUCUGUCCUUUGCAGCUCUUUCGAUAAAUUAUCUCGCGACACUUGGUUUACAUAAGAUACGUUCCAGAACUUCACCAUGUAAUUCCCAUUUUACUUUUUAUUCAUAAAUACUUGCCUGAAAUUUUAUAGUUAUAAUAUAACAGGUCCAAUUAUAUAUCAAAAUAAUUAAUAGAAAUCAUCUGUUCUGUCACUGCUUCAGGCCACGGCUAACGCUCUUCAAACAGUUUUUAAGUUGAUGAUGGCUGCACAGUCACUCUGUGUUUGUUUUAAAAUGCACAUACAAGCAUGUUUUUUACUCGUGACCAUGUGUGGAUAAACUUCCGGACUCACUGAUCCCACAGAGAGAAACAACCGCACACAAAGAAAGCCAAACAAACAAGAAAAAAACUAUCACGAAACGCGUUCGCGACCUCACAAUGCGAAUUCAACGAUUAACAUAGAAAGCGACAUAUUCUCUGCAUCGUCGUAUUACAUUAAAAUAUAUAUUCAUUUA